GUGCCCUUGUGGAGAUGGGUUCUACUCAGAGCGUCUCAGGCACUCCAGCUCGGCCUCUGCCACGCAACAAGCAUGUGUCUCGGGUGGCAGACUCUCGUUCACCUAGUGCUGGCAUCCAGCGCACUCCUAUUCAGGUGGAGAGCUCGCCACAGCCAAACCCAUCUGCAGAACAGCUGAACAGUCUCAAACAGGCGCAAGACCCAGAUCCCCGCUCUCCUACUCUUGGCAUUGCGUGGACACCCGUGAAGAUCAGUGGUCCAGACCCUCAGUGCCCACUGGUGAAAGAGCUGAGCGAAGUGUUCGAGACCGAAGUGUCCGAGACAGAAGUGUCCGAAUCGAUUUCCUCUCCAGUGCUUGGUCUGCCCCAGGAAACCCCUUUAUCUUCUGAUCUGGACCUGCCUCCGGAUCCCCAGGUAUCCCCUGAGGACCAGUUGCUGCCUUGGAGCCAGACUGAACUCGAUUCCAAACUGGUGUUUGCCAAGGAGGAAGCAAAACAAUCCACAGAAACCACGGUUUCUGGCUAGACCUCAGACAAGCCCUCCAGAGACCCAGAGACUCCCCAGUCCUCAGGUUCUAAGCACAGUAGACUGAAGACAAACAACAAUGUUCUAGGGAGGUCCCCUCUCACCAUCCUGCAGGAUGACAACUCCCCUGGGACCUUGACACUACGACAGGGUAAGAGGCCUUCUGCCCUAAGUGAAAAUGUUAAGGACCUAAAGGAAGGAGUCAUUCUUGGAACUGGAAGGUUUCUGAAAGCUGGAGGUGGAGCAUGGGAGCAAAACGAGGACCAUGACAAGGAGAAUCAGCAUUUUGCUUUGAUGGAGAGCUAGGUCUCUGCUGGAUUCUUCCCCAAGAGCACCGAGGAAAGUCCUGUUUUCUGAUUCCUCUCAGGCUACCAACUCUGGUAUUUGGACACUAUUCUUUUAUGUUCGUGUGUUUCCUGUAUAUUAAAGUAGAUGAUUUUACGUGAUGUUUUAAGACGUUAAAAAAAAAUAAAAA
Molecule: messenger RNA, 999 nt
Organism: Rattus norvegicus (Norway rat)
Lineage: Eukaryota; Metazoa; Chordata; Mammalia; Rodentia; Muridae
Source: RefSeq, a predicted model, not a curated record